UGUCACUGAGAGUAAAGUCUGCAGAAUAUUGAGAAAUUAAGUUAUUAAUUUAAUUUUAAAAAUGGUCGAAACGGUGAAGCCUCACGCGUUGCCGUCGUUACAGUUGCAUGUUUGCAGUGUCUUGUCUAGUAAAUGUGUUAGCUGUUUGGCUGCUCAUUUACCAUAUCUCAUCUAGUCGGAAACAUUUAAAAGUUUAAUUUUAAAUUAACUUUACAUACGUGAUAGACGAGAGUAAUAUAAAUAGACACAGUCUGAAAUAACUACACAUAUACAUGUGCCCUCAAUUCAUGUGUAAAUGGAAAUAAGACUGAAUUCUGUUUAAAACUUUUUAUGACUUGUUUGUCGGUGUCUGUCAUGUAAUUUGUAAUUUGCAGUGUAGCAGAAAGAAUGGCGCUGAAUAAAUCAAUGCAUCCUCGAAACCGUUAUAAGGAUAAACCGCCUGAUUUUGUCCAUCUGGCUUCCAAAUAUCCAGAAUUUCAGAAGCACGCGCAGACCACACUGACCGGCAGAGUGACACUGAACUUCAAAGAUCCAGAGGCUGUUCGGGCUCUUACGUGCACCCUGCUAAAAGAGGACUUUGGCCUCACCAUUGAGAUCCCGCUGGAACGGCUCAUCCCCACUGUCCCGCUCCGCCUAAACUACAUCCACUGGGUGGAGGACCUGACCGGGGGGCAGGGGAACCCACGGAGGGGGAUCGACAUUGGUACCGGUGCCUCCUGUAUUUACCCCCUGCUGGGAGCCUCCAUGAAUGGCUGGUUCUUUCUCGCCACAGAAGUGGAUGACAUCUGCUUUAAUUAUGCAAAGAGGAACGUUGAGCAAAACCACCUGGCGGAGCUCAUUAAAGUGGUAAAAGUGCCCCAGAAGACUCUACUGAUGGAUGCACUGAAGGACGAGUCCAUUGUCUAUGAUUUCUGCAUGUGCAAUCCUCCUUUCUUUGCCAACCAGUUAGAAGCAAAGGGGGUGAAUUCGAGGAACUCGCGCAGACCUCCACCCAGCUCCAUCAACACAGGAGGGGUCACUGAGAUUAUGGCUGAGGGUGGAGAGCUGGAGUUUGUGAAAAGGAUCAUCCAUGACAGUCUGCAGCUCAAGAAGAGACUUAGGUGGUACAGUUGCAUGCUGGGAAAGAAGUGUAGCCUGGCACCUUUGAAAGAUGAGCUGCGGAAACAAGGGGUCCCCAAAGUCACUCACACAGAAUUCUGUCAAGGUCGAACCAUGCGCUGGGCCCUGGCUUGGAGUUUCUAUGACGACGUACCUGUACCGUCUCCCCCCUGUAAGAAGCGUAAGCUGGAGAAGGCUCAUAAGCCCCUCACCUUCACUGUACUGAGGUCCACUGUGGAGGCGCUACAGGCCCAUGCGCCCAGCAUUGGCUGCACCGACACCAGCCCAACAGAGAGCGUCUUUGCCUGGCUGGAAAAGAUACUGACAGACCUGAAGGUGCUUCACAAGCGUGUACCUUGUGGAGAAGCAGAGCUUAGCCUCUUUCUGACAGCGGUGGAGAACACAUGGAUCCACACUCGCCAGAAAAGACGAGAACAGGGCCGGCAACUCCGCGAACUCCCUAGAGCACAACCAACCUCCGCCUGCAACACAGACACCUCCUCUCCAUCCAUAGCUAGCACAGAUGCUCCAGCACCUGCAACAGAGGGCAGCACCAACCCUCCUGACAGCAAUGGGAAGAAAAAAGAUGAGCAGCACAUCCCAGAGAAAGAUACCGACAUCCCCAUGGAAUCCCCCACCAGCCAAGUACACAUCGAAGAGAAGGAAGCAGCUGUUAGCGGUCCUCAAAACCCAGAUACAGUCCAGCACUUUCUCUUCAAGUGCCUGUUGAAUGUGAAGGUGGAGGAGAGUGAUGUGGUGGUAGAGAUGCAUUGGGUGGAGGGGCAAAAUAAAGAUAUGAUGAACCAGCUGUGUACAUGUUUGAAGAACUCUCUCUUCCGGCAGGUAGCCAAGCCCACUUAAGCUCGACAUGGAUUCUGUUAAGGGAAUAUUCUGGGUUCAAUAAAGCCUCAAUUGACAGCAUCUGUGGCACAAUAUUGAUUACCACAAAAAUUAGUUUUGACUUGUCCCUCCUUUUCUUUACAAAAAGAAAAAUCAGGGUUACAGUGAUGCAUUUACAAUGGACGUGAAAGGCGCCAAACUGGUAAACAUUAAAAUACUCAAAGGUUUAACCACAGGAUAUUAACAAUAUGCAUGUUGACAUGAUUUAAGUGAUAAAAUUGCCAAGUAAACUUUUCUGUGUAAAGUUAUAGCCAAUUUUAAGACUUUGUUGCCAUUACGAUGUAAUAUCAACAAACCCUAAAACGACUGAAAAAAUGACGAUUUAAACAACUUUACAGCUCAAAAAAUACACAAGUUUUAACAAAAGAAUGAAUGUAAGUGCUUUUAUAAAAUUACAAUUGUCACAUUUUUGUGUUUAAACACCAAAAAUUGGCCCCAUUAACUUUCAUUGUAAGUGCCUCACUGUAACCUAGAUAUUUGCUUAUUUCUAUUAUUUUUGUGGUAAUUAACAUUAUUCCACAUAUGCUGUUGAUUGAGCUUAGCUUGUAAAACUUCUCUUCUACCUUUCCAAUAGAUUCACCACAAUACACCGUUCACUCUUGUGUGAGCCAUAGACCUGGUAAAGCUGCUCAUGUUACACAACUCCACACAACCAGAUGUAUUAUUAUCCACUGAUCAAAGUUAUGAUCUGCCAUUUUUUAAGUUGUAUUACAUUUGUAUUAAAAAAAUUGUUUAAAUAUGUCUUUUUGACUUAUGCUUGGUCAUUUGCACUGCCUACUCUUCUAAUCAGGCAUAUGUUAUAGAAUGAUGAAGAGAGACCUCUGAAUGGAUCCACUGUUUAUAUUCUUUACCUGGACUUAUGGUCAAUAGAAAAAGAUAUUUUUUAAAAUAUUAAUCUCAUAUUAAAUUGUGACGAGGAGGAGGGUGUUGCCGGGCCGUGAGGGUGCAUGGCUGGUGCUGAAUCAGAUGAUUAGCGGGAGAGCGAGAUAAAGGGGGGCCAGAGAUGCUGGUUCGAGAGAGGGAGAGAGACACAUGUGGCCGCGCUGCAUGUGUGUCUUUGUGUCCUUAUGUUUUAUGUUGUUUUAAGUUCAUUUAUAUCAUUAAACUUUACGUUGA
Messenger RNA from Myxocyprinus asiaticus (Chinese sucker), 3114 nucleotides. Its product is annotated as RNA N6-adenosine-methyltransferase mettl16-like. Gene Ontology annotation, cellular component: nucleus. Gene Ontology annotation, biological process: rRNA base methylation. Gene Ontology annotation, molecular function: 23S rRNA (adenine(1618)-N(6))-methyltransferase activity. The record is from RefSeq and is a predicted model, not a curated record. The transcript is spliced from 9 exons. Lineage: Eukaryota; Metazoa; Chordata; Actinopteri; Cypriniformes; Catostomidae. The coding region runs from base 388 to 1959 and encodes 523 amino acids.